Mangifera indica (mango) is the source of this 435-nucleotide messenger RNA. RefSeq names its product 60S ribosomal protein L39-1. Bases 122 to 277 code for a protein of 51 amino acids. NCBI's taxonomy places the organism in Eukaryota, Viridiplantae, Streptophyta, Magnoliopsida, Sapindales, Anacardiaceae. Gene Ontology annotation, molecular function: structural constituent of ribosome. Gene Ontology annotation, biological process: translation. The transcript is spliced from 3 exons. The record is from RefSeq and is a predicted model, not a curated record. Gene Ontology annotation, cellular component: ribosome; cytosolic large ribosomal subunit.
CAUCGCUUACCGCCGAAAUAACUGUACUAUAUAAACUGACCUAACCGUUUGAAACUAGGGUUUUAUUCGCCAUUUGCAGCAGCUUCGCCAACUUUUGGUAACCGAAGCUCUACGAGAGAAAAUGCCGUCACACAAGACUUUCAUCAUCAAGAAGAAGCUGGCGAAGAAGAUGAGACAGAACAGGCCCAUCCCCCACUGGAUCCGUCUGCGCACAGACAAUACUAUCAGGUAUAAUGCGAAGCGUAGGCACUGGCGCCGUACCAAGCUAGGGUUCUAAGAUGGACGAGUUAGUUUAAGUAUUUGAUUUUGUUGUUUUUGGAGCAACCGAAAGACUGGUGUUUUGAGAUUUAUUGUAUGUUGUUAUUUUUUCAAGUAAUGGUUUUGAAUUCAACUAUUCUAUCCAUCUCAAUGUGAGAAUUUCAAGUUGCUCUUCUA